Python bivittatus (Burmese python) is the source of this 1678-nucleotide messenger RNA. RefSeq names its product integral membrane protein 2B (gene ITM2B). Lineage: Eukaryota; Metazoa; Chordata; Lepidosauria; Squamata; Pythonidae. Gene Ontology annotation, molecular function: amyloid-beta binding. Gene Ontology annotation, cellular component: plasma membrane; extracellular exosome; Golgi apparatus. The record is from RefSeq and is a predicted model, not a curated record. Gene Ontology annotation, biological process: negative regulation of amyloid precursor protein biosynthetic process.
CGAGGCUCGUUUCCGCUUGCCCUGCGGCGGAGGGCUGGCUGCUCCAUUCGGCCGUCGACGCUGAGUUGGCUGGCUCCCUCCCUCCCGCGUCCUCCCCCUGCCUCUCGGCUUGCCUUGCUUGGUCGGGCGGGCUCGGCACCUGAGCGCGAGAGGGAGGAGGAGGAGGAGGAGGAGAAGCCGCGCAGAGCUGCCCCGCUCUACCCCUGAGACUCGGCGAGAAGGGAGCGGGCCUCGGAUCUGCCGCCUUCGCUGCUGCUGCUGCCCGGCGCUUUGUUUCCCCUCUGAAGCCUUAGCGGAGAGCUUUCUGCAGCCAUGGUGAAGGUCUCGUUUAACUCGGCCUUGGCGCAGAAAGACGCAGCCAGGAAGGAGGAGGAGGAGGAGGAAGGGGGACAGAAGGAAAAGAGCAGCUGCAGCAGCCAAGUGCUCAUCUUGUCCCCAGACACAAAGGAUCCAGAAGAAGUGGUGCCUCUUGGACAAAGAAGAGCUUGGUGUUGGUGUAUGUGUUUUGGAUUAGCUUUUAUGCUUGCUGUUGUAAUCCUUGGUGGUGCCUAUCUGUAUAAGUAUUUUCAGUUCCAGGAAAAUGUUUACUUCUGUGGAAUUAAGUAUAUUGAGGAUGGCUUAACCCUAACGGAGCCAGAUGCAAUUGCUUCAGCUCCUCGUUAUCAGAUAAUUGAAGAGAGUAUCCAGAUCCUCCAGGAGGAGGAUGUUGAGUUCAUUAGUGUGCCAGUUCCAGAGUUUGCUGAUAAUGAUCCCGCUGAUAUUGUCCAUGAUUUUCAGAGGAAACUUACAGCUUACCUUGACCUCAGCCUGAAUAAAUGCUAUGUCAUUCCUCUGAAUACGUCAGUUGUUAUGCCACCUAAAAACUUCUUGGAACUGCUGAUCAACAUCAAAGCUGGAACAUACUUGCCACAGUCAUACUUGAUUCAUGAACAGAUGACAGUUACUGACCGCAUUGAAAAUGUGGAUCAACUGGGUUUUUUCAUUUAUCGCCUUUGUCGUGGUAAAGAGACUUAUAAAUUGCAGCGCAAGGAAGCACUGAAAGGCAUUCACAAGCGUGAAGCAGGUAAUUGCCGAAUAAUUCGACACUUUGAGAACAGAUUUGCAGUGGAAACACUUAUUUGUGAAGAAUAAUAAGGAAUGCUACUAUAACAGAAGAUUAAAAAGAUACUUCAAUCCAUCCUUUCUAUUAUGUGCAGUGAUCUCUGUUUUAAAACAUUUAUGUAAUGAGUAGACAAGGCUUUAUAGCUGAACCCAAUUACUUAAUCUCAUGAAACAUCUUUAUAUCAUAUUUUGAAGUAUGAUGUUAUUUUUAUGUUGGUAUUUCACAUAAUAAACCCUGAAAUAUCAGGAGAUAAAUAAUACAUCCAAUAUUACAAUAAAUUUGGAUAAAAUAAUUCUGAGUUAAAAGUUUUUAAAAAGUGUAUAGAUAAAUUGCAACUUUUGAGGUUUUUCACAGUGUAUUAGUGCUAUAACUGAUUACAGCUUAUUAGGAAACAUUUUAUAAUAAAGGUGGAAUUUAUUGUGUGUGUUUUGAAACAGUCACACUUAAAUUUCACUUCCGAUUGGCUGUGCUAAUAUGUCUGCUGUACAAACUCCAGCAGUAAUUUCAUGUUACUGACUUGUAUAUAAGCUAUAUGUAUGCAAAGGAAAAUAAAUAUUAUAAAUCUGUUUGUCUAAA